CUUGUUCGGAUCUUCCGUUUUCUUUUUUCGGGUUCGAUGUUCGGUUGCUUCCCGAAAUUUCAUGAAUUUGCUAGAGCAAUUUUCAGAAUCUGCAUUCUGAGAUUGGUUUUUUGUUUUUGUUCUGGAAUUUUAUGAGAAUCUCUGUCGGAAUCUAACAUGAAUUUGUAGCGAGUGUACCCAUUUAUCUUAAGAUUGUUUGAUUUUGGGUGUUUCUACGUGUUUUCGUUCCGAUAAAUCUGAUUCGGAGGAUCUCAUUUAAGUUCACGGUGUAUUAUUUAUGAAGUGUGUUGAUGAUUGUAUAGAAUUGAUCUCACUUUCCUGAGAAAUGGUGAAUUUGGUUGUUGUGAAUGUUUCUGAUUGGUUUCAUUUGAUUUGGAUUCAUUUUUCUGCCCCUAUGUCGUGUGUCAUGCAUCUCUUGCUGGGUUGUGUAAUCUAAAAGGGAACUAUUGCAGAGGGAACUAUUGCAAAUGAUGAGUAGGUUGGGAUAAUGUUACCAGAGAGAAGAAGUACCACUGGUUCUGUUCUGACUCCUGUUGGUCAGAACCAGCAUUCCUUUUUGCUUCUUCGAAGAGGAAGAAGGUUUGGUCGGGUAGUGAAACUGAAGCUCUCCCACUGCUUACGAUUCCUCGCUGCUCUUUUUCUGGUGUCUUGCUUUGUCUCUGUCCAUAAACUUUUCUUUCAUGGUUCUGAGUUCACCUCUCACUUUGAUAAACAUUUUAACGAUGAAAAUCGAUUUUUGAUGUCAUCCGAGUUUGAAAAAGGAUUAGACAGGCCCAGUGUAGGAAAACCACGUGGAAGCAAACAAAAGAAUAAGCAUUUUCCUUGUGAUGUUGCACUUGCUGAGUCAGUUGAUCUCAUAGUAGAACCUAGGGACGUUUCAGAUUUCACCCAGUUUUCCUUAGGGUAUGUGGACUCAGAGAAAUAUCUUCCGACGACCAAAUUGUAUAAGCCUCGAUUUGGAGGACAACAGACACUCGAGGAAAGAGAGAAAUCUUACCACGCAGUUAGCCAGACAAUUCAUUGUGGAUUUGUUAAAGGUCCUCCUGGAUUUCAGAGUACUGGAUUUGAGCUGAGUGAAACCGAUAAGGCAUACAUGAAGAAUUGUGUAGUCGUUGUAUCUUCUUGUAUUUUUGGGAGCUCUGACUUUCUAAGGAGGCCUGCAAGCAAAAAGGUAAGUGAAUUUUCGAAACAAAAUGUUUGCUUUGUCAUGUUCGUGGACGAGCAAACGCGUGUGAAAUUGUCUAUGGAGGGGCAUGUCCCAGAUGAGCAAGGAUAUGUGGGUUUGUGGAAAAUUGUUGUGGUGAAAAACUUGCCUUACGCAGACAUGAGGAAGACUGGGAAAGUGCCAAAAUUUCUAUCGCACAGACUUUUUCCUUCUUCCAGGUAUUCAAUUUGGAUUGACAGUAAGAUGAGACUUAUUACCGAUCCUUUGUUGAUAAUCGAACACUUUUUGUGGCGGACAAAGUCAGAGUAUGCCAUCUCAAACCAUUAUGACCGCCACUGUGUUUGGGAUGAGGUGGUGCAGAACAAACGACUGAAUAAGUACAACCACUCGGCCAUUGAUGAGCAGUUUCUGUUCUACCAAUCAGAUGGGCUUAAAAAAUUUGACCCCUCAGACCCGAAUUCUCCUCUUCCAAGUUAUGUACCUGAAGGUUCUUUCAUUGUAAGGGCCCAUACACCAAUGUCGAACUUGUUUUCCUGUCUGUGGUUCAACGAAGUUGAUCGAUUCACCUCACGUGACCAACUAAGCUUUGCCUACACAUACCUAAAACUGCGAAGAUUGAAUCCAGAUAGACCAUUCCACCUAAGCAUGUUCAAGGACUGUGAGCGUCGAGCAUUAACUAAACUCUUCCGGCAUCGUGCAGAACCAUCACCUCCGCAUCCUGCUUGAUCAAUUAAAUUAUUGUCAAACUAUUUAUAGCAAUUCAGAGAACAUACCUCUGGCGGAGAAUCCGUCACCAUCUUGAACGAAUGCCCUUGGUGGAUUUUGGAACGAUUCCGGGUCUUGAGAAAGGGAAGCUCGGUUUACAUGGGAACGUAGUGUGUUCUUAGAGAAGAUGAGCAUUAAUAAGCAACUGAGGGAUUACGCGAAACAAAGCUGAAGCUUUUCUCUAAUUCAUCCUCUUAAAAUAUGUAACUUGUUUUCUGUGAGACGAUCAAAUCAGUCGUCGACAUCAAAAUGGUCAUGUGAUCUCUGAUGUUCUGGCUUGAAAACAUACAUGCUUAUUUUACACGUGCUGUGUACCAUUGAUGUACUUGUUUCAUCUGUAGCAACCUUGUCUGAGAGGCCAUUCUUUCUCUCACGAUUUAUGUAAAAUAUCAAAUUAUUGGCUUAA
Messenger RNA from Tarenaya hassleriana, 2336 nucleotides. RefSeq lists its product as uncharacterized. Lineage: Eukaryota; Viridiplantae; Streptophyta; Magnoliopsida; Brassicales; Cleomaceae. Bases 488 to 1891 code for a protein of 467 amino acids. The record is from RefSeq and is a predicted model, not a curated record. The transcript is spliced from 9 exons.